Bombyx mandarina (wild silkworm) is the source of this 2996-nucleotide messenger RNA. RefSeq names its product D-3-phosphoglycerate dehydrogenase. Gene Ontology annotation, molecular function: phosphoglycerate dehydrogenase activity; NAD binding. Lineage: Eukaryota; Metazoa; Arthropoda; Insecta; Lepidoptera; Bombycidae. The record is from RefSeq and is a predicted model, not a curated record.
GCUCAAACCGGUGAGUGUCGCUGUCAGUCGCUGCCAGACGCUCGGAGGAGGCGCACACCAGCAUCAAGCUUAACAACGAUAGCACUACCAAACCAAGAUGGUCGUGGACAUUAAGUCGGUUUUGAUCGUCGACGGGGUUGGCGCCAAGUGUGCCGAACUCCUCAACGCUUACGGAAUCGCCACCACCACCAAGGCCAAGAUCUCCAAGGAAGAACUUCUUAUGGAGAUACCCAACCACGACGCUCUGGUUGUGCGUUCAGCAACUCAAGUGACCAAAGAGGUGUUGGACGCAGGCGUGAAGCUGAAGGUGGUCGGUCGUGCUGGAGCUGGUGUGGACAACAUCGACGUCGACUCCGCCGGUAAAAAGGGCGUCGGAGUGAUCAACGCUCCGGGCGCCAAUGCGCUGAGCGCGUGCGAGCUGACCUGCACGUUGAUGUUGGUUCUGGCUCGCCACGUGGUCCCAGCUUCCACUGCGCUGAAGGCUGGCAGGUGGGACCGGGCUCUGUACACUGGCAGCGAGCUCGCUGGCAAGACCCUCGCCAUCCUUGGCCUUGGCAGGGUCGGCCGCGAGGUGGCCACUAGGAUGUACGCCUUCGGCAUGAACAUCAUCGGAUUCGACCCUUUCGUGUCUGCUGAUCAGUGCGCCCAGUUCCAUUGCACCAAGAUGGAGCUGGAGGACAUUUGGCCUCUAGCGGACUACAUCACCCUGCACACUCCGCUCAUUGAGUCUACUCGAAACUUUAUCAAUGCCGAUGUCUUGAAGCAGUGCAAGAAAGGUGUGAAAAUCAUCAACGUGGGUAGAGGCGGGCUUAUUCAAGAGACAGAUUUCUUGCAGGCUCUGAAGUCUGGAAAGGUGGGCGGGGCUGCUCUGGACGUGUUCGAGCAGGAGCCGCCGACCGAUCCUGUCACUUUGGAGAUUAUUCAGCAGCCUGCUGUAAUUGCCACUCCACAUCUGGGGGCCUCUACUAAGGAAGCUCAGGUGAGAGUUGGCCAGGAGAUUGCUGAGCAGCUCGUGAACCUGGUGAAGCCGGGAACAUUCCCGACUCUGCUGGCCGAAGUCACCCGUGUCUUGAACAAGUGAACGUUAAACCUACGUUUUAACGGUUUUUUUUUUCUCUUUUUUCUUUCAUUAAUUUUUUGCCUUAGCAUUUUUUUUAUAAUUACUUUUGUGUCUUUUUUAUUACUUUAUUUUUCAUAUUUACGGCGGAGUUUUUUUGAAGUAAAAUUUAUUCAUAUUAAUAUUAUUUGAGAUAGCACUUUAAUAAUGGUUUCAUUAAAUCUUCGGUCCUGAUUUAUCGAAACAUAUUUAAUGAUCAAUUAGUAUAUUGAUUUUAUUAAAUGUACACGUUUUACUUCGCGCACCUAAGAAGUGAAUAUAGGUGUUCGUUUGAUGUGUGAAUGUGUUUAGUAGAUAAGUUAGUUUGAUAAGUUCCUACCCUAUUGCAUUUUUAGUUGUCUAAGUUUUUUUUUUAAUGUUAGUAACACUCACGUAACUUGACAGAGAACAUUAAAUAUUGUUCAUACUAGAUUUAAGUGAGCAAUGUUGCUCAAAUGACAUUGCAGAGCCGCGUGUGUCAUGCUUAAAUGAGCGUCUGACUUAUGCUAGUUAAGAUAGCACUGUGCUAAGAUGCUGUCUGUGGAUGAUUAGAUGCUUUGAUGCAUUCAACAGGUUGAGGUAUUACGUAUGCAAAAUAGAGAUGCUUCCCUGGCUUAUUUUCGAUGCGACUUUUUCUUUACAGUCUGGAAAACACUCGUGCGAAAAUAAUUCAGGCUUUAUUUUCCAUCUAAUAUCUCCCGUUCGCUAUGCAUUAACUCAUUCUAAUCUAGUAGGCAUUUUCGUGCUCAUUCAAUGCUGUGUAUUAAUUUAGUGCACCAUUUUAUAGAAUUAGUUAAGGCAUCGUACAAUUUAGAAUAAGAACUAUGAUUCGAUGAGGUAAAUAGAAUAACAAAUACGGACACUCCAAAAGGUGUAAUACUAUAAAGUGUUAAGUACAUUAGUUAGUAAGUUUUGAACGUGGAAAUGAAUUUCCCCCGUUUCUAUUUUUUUGUGGAACGUUUUUAUUAGGUUUUAUUACGAACGUACUCGGUCCCUUUAUUAGUUUCUAGUUUUUUGCUAUUUUUCGUUCCUUUGAUAUGCUUGCCCUAACUCACGGAAUGAAAUGUUAUGCUUUUUUUUUAGUAAUAAUAAUUUUGUAAACCUUUUUUUCUAACCGUAUGUUUUAACUAUCCGUUUUUGCUUUUCCUAACAUUUUUUGCUAUUCCUUUUAUUUUUAAUCAAACGUGAAUCGUAUACUUCACGUGGAACGUAUACCGUACUUUUUUUGUAUUUUUGGUAUUUUAUACCAUUUUUUUAUAUUUUUGCUUUUGUAGUGCUUUUUUGUAAAAAACAAAAAAAAAAAAAAAAAAAAAAAACAAAAAAAAAAACAAAAAAAAAACAUGAAGUACCAAUUAAUUUGGAAUGAACAGCAAAUUUUUUGGUGCCUUAUGUCUUGCGUGUCUUAACGCCUUUAUUUCUUAUUUUUUUAGAAUAACAUGUUUAUUUUUUACUUUAGUGUUACAAAAAUUGUGAAAACCUGUACUGUGAGUGUUUAACUAUCGGGACAUUGAGUGGAAUAUUCGUUGGUACAGAUUUACACGGUUUUUUGGCCAGGUGUGCCGCCUUUUUUUUACAUUUACUUAUUUUUUUCAUUUAUCGAGAAUUUUUAAUUUUUUCUUUACUUUUGUGGUUCGUAGUAAAGUAGUAAACAUGGUUUCUCAUAAGUUGUUACUCACUCGAAUGUGGUGGUGAUUUAUCACGACUCGUAAGCUAUAAAUUGUCGACUUAAAUUUUUAACACCCCCCUCCAUAAAAAUUAAAUUCGUCAAUUUAUCAAAACCAACAACACAUGGGAGCCAAUGUUUAAUAUUUUACUAUUUCAUUUAUGUAACCAUUCUAGAUUUAAUUUCUAUUAUCGCUUUUGUAGUGCUUGAAAAAAUAAUAAAAACACAAAAAAAAUA